AUGGCCCUGGGGCUCCCGGGGCUGCCGCCGCCGAUCUGUAGCUCGCCUCCGGGGCCCGCCGGCGACCAUGGGGCUGAAGGCGCGGCGCGGCGCUGCGGGCGCGGCGGCGACCCCGAGCAAGGCUCGCUGGCCCUGGGCACCGGCGGCGACCGCGACGGGACGCUGCUGCUGGAGGGCGGCGGGAAGGAGGAGGGAGGCAAGCGGAGCCCGCCGGGACUGGGGCUGCUGGCGAAGACCCCCCUGAGCCGCCCGGUGAAGCGGAACCACGCCAGGUACCGCCGCAUCCAAACUUUGAUCUACGACGCCCUGGAACGACCCCGCGGCUGGGCGCUGCUCUAUCACGCUUUCGUGUUUCUGAUCGUCUUGGGGUGUUUGAUCUUGGCUGUCCUGACAACUUUCAAGGAGUAUGAAACAGUUUCAGGAGACUGGCUCCUCUUGCUGGAAACUUUUGCCAUUUUCAUCUUUGGAGCAGAGUUUGCCUUAAGAAUCUGGGCUGCUGGCUGCUGCUGUCGCUACAAAGGAUGGAGGGGGAGACUCAAGUUUGCCAGGAAGCCUUUGUGCAUGCUGGAUAUCUUUGUGCUGAUUGCUUCAGUGCCAGUGGUGGCUGUUGGGAACCAGGGCAAUGUUCUGGCAACGUCUCUCAGAAGCCUCCGCUUCCUGCAGAUCCUACGGAUGCUCCGGAUGGACAGGAGGGGCGGCACCUGGAAACUUUUGGGGUCAGCUAUUUGUGCACAUAGCAAAGAGCUCAUCACUGCUUGGUACAUCGGGUUCYUGACGCUCAUCUUAUCCUCAUUUCUUGUUUAUCUGGUUGAAAAAGAUGUUCCUGAAAAAGAUGCUAAUGGGGUAGAGAUGAAAGAAGAGUUUGAAACCUAYGCAGAUGCUCUGUGGUGGGGGCUGAUCACCCUGGCUACAAUCGGGUACGGCGACAAGACCCCCAAAACAUGGGAGGGGCGGCUGAUUGCAGCCACRUUCUCUCUCAUUGGAGUGUCUUUCUUUGCUCUUCCUGCAGGCAUUUUGGGGUCAGGGCUGGCACUGAAGGUCCAGGAGCAACAUCGUCAAAAACAUUUUGAGAAAAGAAGAAAGCCAGCAGCUGAGCUCAUUCAGGCUGCCUGGAGAUACUAUGCUACUAACCCCAACAGGAUUGAUUUAGUUGCUACCUGGAGGUUUUAUGAAUCAAUUGUAUCAUUUCCAUUUUUCAGGAAAGAACAAUUGGAUGGUACUGCCAGCCAAAAGCUGGGUCUCUUGGAUCGGGUUCGUGGUACCAAUACUAAAGGAAAGCUAUUUACCCCUCUGAAUGUAGAUGCCAUUGAAGAAAGUCCUUCAAAAGAGCCUAAGAAUGUUGUCUUGAAUAAUAAGGAGCGUUUUCGCACUGCAUUCCGAAUGAAAGCAUACGCCUUUUGGCAAAGCUCAGAAGAUGCAGGAACAGGCGAGCCCAUGGCAGAAGAGAGAGGUGACAGUAGUGAUUUCCCCAUGGAAGAUAUGAUCCCCACAUUCAAGACAGCCAUCCGAGCUGUCAGAAUACUACAGUUUCGUCUCUAUAAAAAAAAGUUCAAGGAGACUUUGAGGCCUUAUGAUGUAAAGGAUGUGAUAGAGCAAUACUCAGCAGGGCAUCUUGAUAUGCUUUCCAGAAUAAAAUACCUUCAGGCAAGAGUAGAUAUGAUUUUUACACCUGGACCUCCAUCUACUCCCAAGCAUAAGAAAUCCCAAAAGGGAGGAGCUUUUUCUUACCCUUCACAACAGUCUCCCAGAAAUGAACCAUAUGUAGCCAAAGCAUCCACAGCCGAUACUGAAGACCAAAGUAUGAUGGGCAAAUUUGUUAAAGUUGAGAGACAGGUAAAUGACAUGGGGAGGAAACUGGAUUUUCUCGUUGAUAUGCAUAUGCAUCAUAUGGAACAGCUGCAAAUCCAAGUCGCUGAGAUAAGUCCAUUGAAAGAAACCGCUUCUCCCGCAAAGGAGAAGAGAGAAGAAAACAAAUAUUCUGAAUUAAAAACAAUAAUAUACAAAUACACUGAGCAGUGUGCUCGUGAAACUCCUUACAACUUCCAGCAGGUUCCAGUCAACAAAGUCAGUCCCUAUGGUUUCUCAGCACGGGGUCACAUGGCUCGCUCACAACCUUUAUCGAUAGGUGGGCAAAACUCUGGCAAACUGCAAGCCACACCUUCCUCAACUUCAUAUGCAGAAAGGCCAACWGUUUUGCCUAUAUUCACGUUAAUGGACUCCCAGGUUAGCUACCACUCCCAAGGGGACCUGCAAAGCCCUUACUCAGAUAAGGUGUCUCCGAGGCAGAGGAGGAGCCUAACAAGAGACAGUGAUACUCCAUUGUCCCUUCUCUCCGUCAACCACGAGGARCUCGAGCGCUCCCCGAGCGGCUUCAGCAUCUCCCAAGAGAGAGACGACUUCCCCUUCGGCCCCAACGGGGGAUCGGCGUGGAUGAGAGAGAAACGCUACCUGGCCGAGGGGGAGACAGACACAGACACAGACCCUUUCACACCAAGUGGCUCCAUGCCUUUGUCUUCGACGGGAGAUGGGAUUUCAGAUUCAAUAUGGACCCCUUCAAACAAGCCAGUUUAAAAGUGUGUGUGGGGGCAGUCACUGGCUGACUUCUCCUUGUGAUGUAAGCAUACUUUGUAWAUCUCACUUACUCUACACCCAAAGCUUACUAGUUCAAAACACCAAUGGCUGCAUAAGAUGCAUGUGAUAUUAGUGGUAGUCAUUCUGCACCAUUUCAUACAAUUUACUAAUGCAGUUUUUUUCAUGCUACCAAAACUAAGGAGCUUAGUUUUGAGCAUGGUUUGCAUGACUUUGCCCUAUAUAAAUGGUACAGCUGAUUUCUUCUAUGAUACAUAUCUAUCUGAAACUCUUCCAUACCACAAUGGUGAAUUGAUAACAGAUGAGAUACAGUGGUCCUUGCUACAUUUUGUAAACAGAGCAGCAAAAUAAAAAGAUUUUCAGGAGCAAUAUCCCUUUGUGCAAACAUAACGUCUGAAUCAUUUUCUAAGAUAAAGCAAAUCAGUCUCUAAUUAACCAAGCCAAGAAUUUCUAAUAUCAAAAGCAGGGAAAAAGCUGAAUCAAAGUACGACCUUAUUGAAAUGUUUUUGUGAACUAAAUGUUUUUUAUGUGAUCUCUUAAAUAAUUACCCCUGAAAUACAACAUUGAAAUGAAAUUGAGGACAGGAUUUCAAAUCAUCAAAGCCAUCUCCUGGGAUUGAUCAUAGGUAUUUAUUUAUUGGAAAAUGUAAAUAGAAAUCCCUCAAUCUACUUUGAAAAUCUUCACUAAUGUUUAUAAAAUUGCUCAAAGUACGACUACAAUGCUGUUUUGUAGAAACUCUUUUGCUAAGUCUGUUUGCUACUUAUGGGGCUACAUUUUCUUUCUGUUCCAAAAAUAAGGUUAUUCAGUGUAGGGAACUCCAGGUUUAUCCACCGUACUCUUAUUGACUUAGGUGCUGCUAAGUAAGAUGCCUAAUGUAACUCAGCCUMAGUUUCCCAAUCUGUUUAUCAGGAGUUACACUCCCACACAUGCUCACAGGUUGAAAGGCUCGAUUCUCUAAUGUUUGCCAAGUGCUUGGAGCUCCUCAGGUGUGCAGAAAAUUGCGAUUCUGUUCCCUUCAAGUCCCUCAGUGUGGGAUGCUGACAGCAUCUCUUUCUCUCUGCUUACCUUGUCUCUGGAAAAUGGAAUGCUCCAAAGCCAUGAAUGUGUGCUAUAUUUAAAACUAAUGUAUGAAUAAAUAAUCACCAYUUUUGUCAUGUGUCCCUGAACAACGGAGAUCCGUAUACUCCCUAGGUCUCAGCCAAAUGUUUUUUUCAUUGACAUUGGAAAUUAUUGAGAGGGAGACCAGGAAAAUAAUUCACCCCACUGGAAAGAAAUGAAUCAAAGAUCUCACCACUAGAAUGGGAAUGUACACAAAGCUGGUGAAACUGGCAUAUCCAAAUAUCCUAUGCAGGUCUCACCUGGUGUCAGUCCACGUGUCCAUGAAAAAGCAUCCAUGGGAUGUUGGAUGGUUGUACACUCUCUACAGCUGGGAAAUGAAGCAGAGCAGCCAGUGAGCACAGGGUACAGGAAACAAGGCACACCUUGACUUUAGGAUGAGAUUUAUUUCACCUUUAACUCAGUUAUCUGCAGUGAGCAAAUUUAUACCAAACUCRAAGAGAGCAGAGGGUGAAUUGUUUAAUGGCAGAGGAUCAGAGCCCACACAGUCAGCGGGAAGGCUCUCCCCUCUCCCUCACUGAUCCAAGAUAAUGCCCUGGCUCAUGUCCACCUCAUGUCCACAAUGCCCCUUGUCACUCCCCACAGUGAAUUCCCUACCAUGGCCAGGGCACUGACCAACARAGAUGCAAGAAUUUGACCCAGUUAAGAUGUUAGAAAAGGGACUUUCUGUAAUGACUGUUUGUAUUAUACAGCAGCUGCACAACUGAGAUUCCUUGGCACAUCCAAUCCGAACACAACACCUUACUGGGCUUUCCAGUAGUUCCUGGGUAUUGCACAGCCCUGGAUAGAGAGAGAUUCAGUGGAAGAUAUUUUGUUGGGUUUUGUCCACCAUAGCAAACUUCUUAUUUAAUUCCUCAGUUUUAUUGAUACCUCUUUCCAGCCAGGGAGCUCCUGUUCUUUCCCAGAUGUGGGCAUUGCCUUCAUCUCCAUUGUUUAUUCUCUAUUGGAAGAGACAUCUAAAGGAUUAGGAUCUUCUUACUUCAUCUGCUUCUUCAGCUAAAUCAUGAUUUAUCCUUCUGGAGUGGAUCUGCAGGGAGAACAAAUUGCUGUUGUUACUGGAUUAAAUAAUGCAGAGCAGUUACGGCCUUUGAAGACUGAUCUGAGUCCAUGGAGAUGGUCUGAGGCCAGUAACUAUGAGCACAUGAGGCAUAAUUUUAGUAAUUACUUAAUUGACAAAGUAGUCACUGACCUGAAAUAUAAUUUGGUUUUGGCACAGUUUUGUAGCUAAAAUUGCAAAGAACAAAACUAAAUGACAAAAGUGUAAUUCAUUAUAAUUUGGCAUAUUGAGAAGGAUUUUUUGACCAUCAGUGAUUCUUGGAAAUACCUGCAUUGCACCUGCUGCAGGCUUUCUGAAACAGURAUAGAUGUCUGUGGCAGCUUGUAUGAUUUAACCCUCACCUGACAACAGAAUGAAAGUAAAAGAAAAAAAAAUUAUUUUAACAUUGCUACAGUGUUGAAGCUGGUGUAUGUGCCAGACAAGACUGCCUCACUUUUCUUGUAUGUCACAGGCCUGUCAUUCCUACUGUCAUUCCUACAUGAUUUCAUCUGAGUUUGGCCCUUCUUWAAGUGCUUUCUAGAUGUGAGCAAUCAAAAAUAAAGGCAGCCAAAAAGCAGGCACUGUGUGAGAAAUUUGUUUGUGACUGUCUUUGAUAGUGGCUACCCAUGCAGUUCCCUGCCCAGUUCCCAGUGAAAUUUUCAGUUGACAUUUCUAUUCUCUCCCAUGACAGGGGAUAUAAAAGGAACAUUUUCUCAGUAUUAAACCAGGCUGAAAACCCAUAAAUUAUUUUAUUAAAAAGAUAUGUUCUUUCUGAGAGAGAAUCCAAGAGAUUUGGAUAAAUUUUCACCUGCACAUAGAAUACAGACCCAGAGAAAGUGGGAUUUGGGCUGUUCUGCACUCUGCAUGCUUAGCAGCUGAACUGUCUUUUAAGUURGUGUUUUCUCUGUCUUGUAAACACCAAUUUGUUACAUCCAGCUUAAAGGCAUCAGGUCAGCUAUUUGUAGCCACAUCAUGAAAAAUUUUAUGAUAGAGUCUUCCUCUUCUUAAAAAGCACUGCUGGUAAACCCAAUAAAACCCUCUGCAGUGGACACCUGUGGGUCUUUUGAAGGAGAUCGAAGAAAUGAGACAAGGAAGAUCUGAUUAACUCAUUUUAAUAUUUAUUUUUCCUUCUUAGCACUGAAACCUGUCACUGCCCUGUUCAUAAGGGUGUUGUUCCUAGCAGCCCUCUGCCCUUUGCAUCAUCAGGAUUAAAAACAGGGCAUCCAUCAGCUCUGCUGUGUGUGCUGAGAACAGUUACAGUGUCAAGGUGUCACCAGCAARGUGAGAUCUGGAGACCAUCCCUGAUCUGGGCUGUGCACAAAAACCUCAUCAGCUCCAGUCAGGGCGAGUCCAUGGAGUGCAUCCACCUUGGAACUGCAGUUUGUGUGCCUGCCAUGGGCACUGGGCAAAGCAAAAUAAACUCUGUGAUCCCAGUAACGUGAAGGAGGUCAGGGCCUGUUCCACACAUAAGGAAUCUUUAUUCACAAUUUCAUCUGAAAGAGGUAUCUGGGUCAAUACUAAUCUUAAUAAUAGGAAUUAAUUAGAUUUAUUUCUUCUUCUGCGUGAUGGUUCAGUUYAAGAAUUUUCAAUUCUCUUUGGGUCAGAUCAUUCCAGCAUCUCAACUGACACACUUUGUUUACAGYAGGUAACAUUAGAAACUAUUAUCAACUUUGAUGACUCUGAAUUCGGUUCAGGCCUUGAGAUAUUUUUCAUAAUUAGAAAGUGUAGUGCUUUGCUCUCCUUGAAGUAAGUUAGAAACCUUCUCACACUGAUGCACUGGGAGCAGGGCUGGGUUCUAAUUUGCCUCUAUUUAUGAAUUUCUUUGCGAAAGACAGCACUGAUCUGGAGACAUUUUUCUUGGCUACAUUUUUAGACUGAUUUUCAGUCCCUAACGAACGCCACAUGUCUGGAAAUUUUCAAAAAGGUGGAUCUGUGUUUACAUKGUGUGCCUCUCUUUGCAGCAUCAUUAUCAAUUAAGCUUUCUUGCUUUAGAUGCAAACUGGGAGUAUUUGAUUAAGCCAGAAGUGAAGGCUUAGUUGAAGGAUCC
This is a messenger RNA of Malurus melanocephalus (red-backed fairy wren), 6788 nucleotides long. RefSeq names its product potassium voltage-gated channel subfamily Q member 3 (gene KCNQ3). Gene Ontology annotation, molecular function: voltage-gated potassium channel activity. Bases 1 to 2571 code for a protein of 856 amino acids. Gene Ontology annotation, biological process: transmembrane transport; potassium ion transport. The transcript has 16 exons. Gene Ontology annotation, cellular component: membrane. Lineage: Eukaryota; Metazoa; Chordata; Aves; Passeriformes; Maluridae. The record is from RefSeq and is a predicted model, not a curated record.